AUGAAUAAAUCUAUGAAUAGAUCUAUAACUGAUAAUUCACAACUAAUAACAUGUGAUUCAUUAAAUAAAGAGGUUAUCCUUCCAGAUGGUUUAAAAGGUAUCCUCAAAUAUUUAGGUUCUGUACGUGGUAAGGAAGGAAUGUAUGCGGGUAUAGAAGUUUAUGAACCAAAAGGUAAACAUGAUGGUGUUUUUGAAGGUAUAAGAUAUUUUGAUGCUAAACCUAGUCAUGGUCUUUUUGCUCCAGCUCAUCGUGUUCGCCUAUCCUCCUCACAUUUGUCACCAAAAAAAUUUUACAACUUUGAUAGAAAAAAAGAUGAUAAUUUUGGUAAUCAUUUAACAAAAAUAAAACGUCCUAAUACAUUGAUACGUUCUGCAAUGCCAUCAUUAGGAAGAGAUUAUCAAGAAAAAUAUAGGGGAAUUAAUGAGAGUAAUAAUUUUCUUAUGGAUAAUUCAACAGGAGAAUAUACUUUACCUCUUGGUGAUGAUGAUUGUGGUAGUACAAAUGAUAUGGAUAUUUCAAUGAUAUCUUCAACAACCUCCUCCCAAAUGACACAAUCAAAAUUAUAUCAACAGGAACUGCUCACAUCUGAUUAUAAUAUGUGUAAUUCAUAUUCUACAUAUACUAUUGAUAAAAAACCGAUACCUAACUGGGGAUUAUUAGAGUGUUCAGGUGGAGGCUCGACUACAGAUAUUAACAUGUUAACACAACGAAUGUCAUUGAUGAAUAAUUCUUCUCUUGAUAGUGGUAGAAGUACAGCAAAUACUUCUCGUAAUAUGCUUUUAAAAGAAAAUAUAUUGUCUACAAGAACAAAUGAUUUUAAUGAUAAUAUAUUUUUAACAAAUAAUGAAUAUAUAAAUAAUGAUGAAGAUGAAGAAAUGUCUGUUUCUUGUAUUUUGGAGGCUCCUACUAUAGAUCCUUCUUUAUUACCAACUAUUAACGAAAAUAAUAUUAUUUCUGCUAAUUAUAUGACUGUUGAUUAUUAUAAUUCUAAUUUACCUCAAUCAUCAGAACUUCCAACACCAGUAGAAGAUGAUUUAGAAACACCAAUUGUAGAAAAUACAACAUUUGAUGUUCCAAAUACAACAUAUGACUAUGAUGAUUUUGAUCUUGACAAAAUUAAAGAAGAAAUGGAAAAAGAGGAUGAUAAUGAAAUGUUAUUUGAAUUAAGUAGUAGAGAAACUUCAUUUGGUGUUGAAACAGAUAAAACAACAGAAUAUAUUGAAGGUAAUAACAAUGAAAAAAAUGAUAAUGAUUUAAAUAUGAAUGGAAAUAAAUAUACAUCUCAUAAUCAUACACCAAACUCAAGAACACCUACAAAAGAAUCCCGAAAAAAUGGUACUAAAGGUAAUAUUUUGGGUUCUAAAGUUGAGGUAACACAAACACCACCAAAAGAAUCUAAAAGUGCAAUUGCAAGGAGACUUAAAGCAGAAAAGGCAGCUGCUGCAUUGGCUGCAGCUAAAGCAAAAGCUGCUGAAAAGGAACAAUUAAAAAAUGCUGAGGUACCUAAAAAGAAACAAAGAGUUUCAGUAAUGGAAAUAAUAAAAAGUUCUCCAUCUAAACCUAAAAUUCAUAAAACACAAACUAAAAAAUCUAGAAUUCAAGAAAUUGAAGAACGUAUAAAAGCCUCAAUUGAGGCAGAAAAAAAUAAACCGAAAAAGGAAAUUAAAUCAAAACUGGCUGCUGUUAUAUCUUCUGAAAAUGGUGGUAGUAGAGAAACAAUAACUUCUCAUAGUUCUAUUGAGGACAUGAAUAAACACAUAAAAACUACUUCUACUCUCCAUAGAGUUCCAUUAAAACAAACUAAUGAAUCUUCUAAAAAUACUGUAGUAUCAAAGCCUAUAGAUUUAUCAAAAGUUCAAAGUAAAGUUGCUGCUUCUAUUAAUUCUAAAACUGGAGUAACAAAAACAACCAUAACAAAAAAACCAUUAACUACAACAUCAAAACAUACUUCAUCUUUUGCUCCACCAUCUGUUUCAAAACUUCAAAAUAAAUUAAAUACUAUAAAAAGAGUGUCUACAAGUAAUACUACUAAAGGUAAAGAUAUAAAAAAUAUUGAAGAAAAAUUAGUAAAACUCCAAUAUAAUGCAAAUGUAGCAUUAGCAUUAGCUGUUGUAUCAAAUAAACUUAUGACUCAAAGUGAUAGAUACAAAGAAUUAUUGAAUAUUGAAAUAAAAGAAAAAAAGAAAUUAGAAAGAAACUUAGAAGAGAAAGUUUCUGAGAUAAAUGAUGAAUUAAUUAAAGUUACAACACGUUUCAAUAAUUCUCUUGAGGAGGAAAAAACUAAAAAUUAUAAUGAGUUAGAAAGAACUCGUGUAGAAUUUAAUGAACAAUUAAACUCUGCCCAUAUUCAGUAUCAGGCAAAGAUUUCUGAUCUUGAUGGAAGAUUAGCGGAGAGUGAGAAGCAGGUUAAACAACUUUUAUUGGAUAAAAAAGAGUUACAAGGAACAUUAUCAAAAAGUAAUGAUGAAAAAAUUAAAACUCUUUGUGAUGAAGUUAGUAGUUUAAAUACUGCUUUAGAGAUUAAAGGUCAAGAAAAUAAUAAAUUAAGAAGAGAAAAUGAAAGAUUACAACUUGAAAAUGACACAAUCCCAAGUAAAGAUAUUGAAAUAAGAAAAUUAAAAGUUAAAUUAGCUGAUAUUCAAUCAGAAUUAGAGUUACGAAAAAAUACUGAAAAAGCCUUAACAAAACAAUUUGAAGAACUUCAAAGAGAGGCAUAUGUUAAUAGAAGUUCUAAUGAAGAAGUAUGUAAAGAAAAUGAGUUGCUUAAAUAUAAAAUUGAAGAACUUCAAAAUUCUUUUUAUGAAACAGAGACAACACAUAGUACAGAUGACACUUUAUCACCACGUCUUCGUAUAUCUAAUUAUUCAAAAUUAAAUAGCCCACGGCCAGUUGCUUCAUCAACACCAAGAAAGAGUAACAAUGAUGUUGAUCCUAUGCAAACAUCAACUCUUUCAAUUUACCAAGAAUCUGGAAGAAAAAGAAAUUCAAUGCUCAAAAAUUCAAAUGCUGAUAUAAUUUAUGCCCCAGAAGGAGCAUUUAUAACAGGAGAAGAUACAUUCGAUGACGGUGAAGAACCAUUCUAA
Molecule: messenger RNA, 3084 nt
Organism: Strongyloides ratti
Lineage: Eukaryota; Metazoa; Nematoda; Chromadorea; Rhabditida; Strongyloididae
Product: CAP Gly-rich domain-containing protein
Exons: 8
Coding region: 1-3084 (1027 amino acids)
Source: RefSeq, a predicted model, not a curated record